CCCUCCCACUCCCCCUCGCCUCGAUCUCCUCCCCACCCCCACUCCACUCCACUAGGCGGACAAGUCACGCCACCAAAAACCUCUCUUCAUCCUACGACACCUGGUUCAUACACAGCCAAACUGCUUUCGCGUGUGCUCUGCCCCGGCGUACGUCGAUCGAUCGACCGGUCCGGCCACGUCGAUGGCGGACGCGGCCGGGAAGGCGCAGGCGGCCCGCGAGGUGUGCGCGGCGUCGGCGGCCUUCGCGUCCUGCCCGCACCGCCGCCGCUCCCCGCGCCGCGCAAUCUUCGUCGACUGGUACCUCGUCCUCGCCAUCGGCGAGGCCGCGUCGGAGGACGCCAUCAAGCGGCGGUACCGGCACCUCGCUCUGCAGCUGCACCCGGACAAGAACAGGCAUCCCAAGGCAGAGGUCGCCUUCAAGCUCGUCUCCGAGGCGCACGCGUGCCUGACGGACAAGGCGCGCCGGAGGGCCUUCGACGCCGAGCGCGCCACGGCCUUCUGCACGGCAUGCCACGACCGGGCAAGGGCCGCGACAAUGCCCUGCGCCCCGACCAAGCGCCGCACCGGCGACAGGAGGACGCCGCCGUCGUCCGCGGCAGCGUCCGCGCAGCAGCAGCAGCACAAUAAGGCCCGUGCCUCCGUCGCCAAGGCCAAGCAGCAGGGCGGCGGCGGGAGGCCGCCAGCGCCGGCGACGCAGGCGCUGCGGGAGGUGCAGAACCGGCUGCGGGACGAGUGCAGGGUCAUCGACGACUGCCUGCGCGCCAACGCAGCCGGGGCGCGCAGGCGCCAGUCCUUCCCGCUCUUCGACCCGUCCGACCGGCAGCGCUUCCCGGACUACCCGCACGCCCGGCCCCCGCCGUCGUUCGCCGAGUGCCGGCCGUUCGAGGAGGAGGAGCUCGGCGCGGGCCACGGCCACCAGAGCUGGUGCACAAACGGCAGCUGCGAGUCGCCGGUGUACCAGGUCAGGACCGCGCCGGAGCGCGCCGCGAGCACGAAGCGCCCUUGGUGAUAUAUGAUGUGCUCACAGGCUCACAGCAGACAGCACCAAUUAACUCGCUCUUUUUCAUCUCAUUUUGAAGUCAGAUUCUCAUAUUGAAGCAGAUAGCAGACAGCCAGAUUCUCAUAUUUGAAGUCCCUCACGUUUUACUACAGGAUAGAACUCAGAAGAUCUUUAUUCAUAUUUCUCCCGCUCGCUGAGAGGCUACCCACUUCACAUAAUUCACACUGCAUUAUUCUGCACAA
Messenger RNA from Triticum aestivum (bread wheat), 1242 nucleotides. Its product is annotated as dnaJ homolog subfamily C member 17. The record is from RefSeq and is a predicted model, not a curated record. Bases 182 to 1009 code for a protein of 275 amino acids. Lineage: Eukaryota; Viridiplantae; Streptophyta; Magnoliopsida; Poales; Poaceae. The transcript is spliced from 4 exons.